This is a messenger RNA of Neltuma alba, 1350 nucleotides long. RefSeq names its product pentatricopeptide repeat-containing protein At2g15980-like. Gene Ontology annotation, molecular function: protein binding. NCBI's taxonomy places the organism in Eukaryota, Viridiplantae, Streptophyta, Magnoliopsida, Fabales, Fabaceae. The record is from RefSeq and is a predicted model, not a curated record. The transcript is spliced from 2 exons. The coding region runs from base 1 to 1350 and encodes 449 amino acids.
AUGGCGGCUCAACUCCUUAAGCGUUUCCCCCUCACAUCCCAAGCUCGCAAAUCCUCGUCUGUUUUCUGUUACUCUGCAUCACCAUCGUCAUCCGAUGAGGCCUCCACCACUGCCGUAACCACCGCCGUUUCUAUCCUCACCCACCGCCGUUCCAAGUCUCGCUGGAGCUACCUCCGUUCUCUCUACCCCGAUGGCUUCGAUCCCGACGAUUUUUCUCAAAUUACCCUUCACCUUAGGAACAGACCGCAUCUCGCAUUCCAGUUUUUUCGCUUUAGCAAAUCCCUCUGCAACCACAACCUUGCGUCUUAUUCCACAAUCAUCCACAUUCUUGCUCGUGGCCGUCUCAAGUCACAUGCCCAGGACAUCAUUCGUAUGGCUAUUCGAGCGUCCGAAUUGCGGGAGGACGAUGACGGAAAUAAUCCCAGGUCAACACCAUUAAAGGUAUUCGAGAAUCUAGUGAAGACUUAUAAAGAUUGUGGUUCUGCUCCAUUUGUGUUCGAUUUGUUGAUCAAAGCUUGUUUGGGAUCAAAAAAUAUUGACCCUUCAAUUGAAAUCAUGAGAUUGUUACGGUCCCGUGGGAUUAACCUGAAUGUCAGUACCUUGAAUUCUCUGAUUUAUUGCGUUUGCCAAUCUCGAGGGGUUGAAGCAGGAUAUGAAAUUUACAGGGAGGUGAAAAAGAUUUGGGACGAAAUGGUUGAAUUGAACUGUGUUCCCAAUGCUUAUAGCUAUACUGUAUUGGUGGCUGUAUUUUGUGGAGAAGGGAAAAUGGAAGAAGCAGAGAAGUUGUGGCAAGAAAUGAGAACUAAAGCCUUGGAGCCUGAUGCAGUGAGUUAUGAAACCAUGAUUGGUGGAUUUUGCAAGACUGGAAAUGUUGGGAGGGCUGAAGAAUUUUACAGAGAAAUGGCAAUGAAUGGUAUAGAAGGUACAUCUGCAACAUAUGAGCACAUCAUCAAGGGACACUGUGAUAUAGGAGACAUCGAUUCAGCAAUUCUUGUUUAUAAAGAUAUGUGCAGGAAGGCUUUUAAGCCAGAAGCUUUAACUCUUGACCUGAUGAUUAGCUUACUUUGUGACAAGGGUAGGGUUGAUGAGGCAUUAGCGUUUCUGAGAUAUGCAAUGGAUAAAUUUGAUUUGUUUCCCAAGGAAACGAGUUAUGAGGCCAUGAUAAAGAGGCUAUGUUAUGAGGGAAGGAUGGAAGAAGCAUUGAAGCUUCAGGCAGAGAUGAUAGGAAAAGGGUUUCAAUUAGAUUCAGAGAUAUAUGGUGCUUUCAUUGAUGGGUAUAUGAGACAGGGGAACGAGGAGAUGGCUGGAGCUUUAAGGAAAGAGAUGCUGCAAAUUCAGAUGCGGAGCUGA